Messenger RNA from Cladophialophora yegresii CBS 114405, 1698 nucleotides. Its product is annotated as sulfite oxidase. The transcript is spliced from 2 exons. NCBI's taxonomy places the organism in Eukaryota, Fungi, Ascomycota, Eurotiomycetes, Chaetothyriales, Herpotrichiellaceae. The coding region runs from base 1 to 1698 and encodes 565 amino acids. The record is from RefSeq and is a predicted model, not a curated record. Gene Ontology annotation, molecular function: oxidoreductase activity; molybdenum ion binding. Gene Ontology annotation, cellular component: mitochondrion.
AUGGUUGCUGUGCAGCCGCAAGACGAAUGGAAGCUCGAGCAGGGUCUCGCUGCGGCAGAGCUGCCCAUUCGGGAUCAGACGCUGCCGGAAGGAAAGUUCGUUGAAGAGGUCCCGCGUGAUCCGGAAUUGGAAAAGGAGCUCGCAGAGGCCAAAGAAUUCGUGGAGAAAGACGAGAUCGACCACGAUGUGGUGUUUGCUGAGGAGCGCCCAGGAUGGAGAGGGUACAUCGAGUGGGAGCAGUACCCUGAGAAGAAAGCCAUUGCCCACAAGAUCAUGGUGGGCCAAACGUUUCCGCCCCCGCCAGAAUUCCAGCUCGGAGCCAUCCCAGACACCAACCCGGUGCUCGAGGGUGUGCGUUGGAAACUAUGGCACAAGGCCAUCGGAGGGCCCUUGACUUCUGUGCCGGAGGAAUCCUGGCUGCGUGUCAUCCAAGAGAAGCACCCGGACAUGCUCCAUCUCUUGCAGUUCCCGUACAACGGGGAACCGCCCAAGAGGCUUGUCACUGCCAAGCCCGUCACUCCGACAUCCCUGCACUUUAUCCGAAACCACGGCGGCAUCCCUGACAUAGAUGCCGAUGCAUGGGAACUCACGCUCGACGGCCUGGUCAAACAUCCCCGCAAAUUCACACUCAAGGACCUGCAGAACGAGGAGGUGUUCCCCCGAAUGGAGAAGCUCGUGACCAUCCAGUGCAGCGGCACGCGCCGCGUCGAGCAGAUUCAAAUGUACGCAGGGGAGGGCGACGAGAUGAUCAACGCCCCCUGGGCCGAAGGCGCCAUCGGCACGGCCCGCUACGUCGGCGUCUCGCUGAAAAAGGUCAUCAAGCAGUGCGGCGGCAUGGCCGAAGGCGGCAAGCACCUCGAGUUCCACGGCGCAGACACGUACUUUAAGCAGAACGAGCUGAUGAACUACCUCGUCAGCGUGCCCUGGUCCAAGGUCAAGGCCAACGAGGUGAUGCUGGCAUGGGAGAUGAACGGCGAACCCUUGCCCAAGAUCCACGGCUACCCCGUGAGGCUCGUCGUCAUGGGCUACAUCGGCGCGCGGUCCGUGAAAUGGGUGUACCGCAUCCGCGGGCUCGCGCAGCCGUCCCGCGCCCCCGUCCAGAGCAAAGAAUACCUCUACUUCAACCAACAGGUGGGCAAGCACAACCAACUGCCCGUCAACGGCAUCCAGAUUCAAGAAAUGCCCGUAUCCAGCGCCAUCAUGUCGCCCUGGGCGAAGCAAGUGGUCGUGCACGAGGGCAAGAUCCACUGCCAGGGCUGGGCCUAUUCGGGUGGCGGGCGGUGGCCCGAACGCGUCGAACUCUCGGCGGACGGCGGCUUCUCGUGGUACGAGGUCCCGCACGAGAAUCUGUCGGCCAAGCACAAAUUCGCCUGGCGCACCUGGGAGUGCGAACUGCCCUGCGACGUCGAGGGGUGGAUCGAGAUCGUCGUCCGCUGCUGGGACAACUCGCUCAACACGCAGCCGCUCGACGUGCGCAACUCGUGGAACUGGGGCCUCCACGUCACGUCCAGCUGCCACCGCGUCAAGAUCUACAGCGUCAACAAGACGCGCGAGCGCACCAAGCAGCGCAUCGCCGACUUUGCGAAACGCGGCGAGUCGCUCGUCCCCAUUACCAGGCCUACCGAGUUCGCGACCAUGUCGUUGGAGGAGUAUGAUCAAUAUUGGGCCACGCAUGAGCCCAGAGACGUGGAUGACUAG